Malania oleifera is the source of this 1183-nucleotide messenger RNA. Its product is annotated as arabinogalactan O-methyltransferase 1-like. NCBI's taxonomy places the organism in Eukaryota, Viridiplantae, Streptophyta, Magnoliopsida, Santalales, Ximeniaceae. The record is from RefSeq and is a predicted model, not a curated record. Gene Ontology annotation, biological process: xylan biosynthetic process. The coding region runs from base 154 to 999 and encodes 281 amino acids. The transcript has a single exon.
UUGCCAAUCAUUGCAUAACGCGUUUUCAAAGUCAAGAACUCGACCACACCUGAUAAUAACCACUCUCGCCCUCCCCACCGUCAUCUCUGUAAAGUAUAUUAGUAGCUAGCAGAAGGAAUAUACGAAUAGCUGAGAGAGAGCGAGUGAGAGAGGAUGAAGAAUCGGAUCGUCGUCGUCGAGAGGCCAUGGUUUCUCUGCAUCGUCAUGACCGGCGCACUCGCCGGGGCGCUCCUAAUCGGAGGCUUUAUCCGGAUCUCCGAUACCUCCCUCCCGUGUUCGGUUUCCUCCGCCGCACGCGACGGCUAUUCGGCAGCCGACGACGGCCUCAUCCGCGCGAUCCUCCACUACGCCACCUCUCGAGUGGUCCCGCAGCAGUCACGCGCAGAGAUCAGAGUCUCCUUCGCCGUCCUCCGAUCUCUCUCCCCCUGCAACUUCCUCGUCUUCGGGCUCGGCCACGACUCGCUCAUGUGGGCCUCCUUCAACUCCCGCGGGACCACGCUUUUCCUCGAGGAGGAUCCCCGGUGGGUCCAGGCCGUUCUCAAAAAUGCGCCGGACCUACGCGCCCGCGCCGUGGAGUACCCCACUCGUCUCUCCGAUGCCGAUGAGCUUCUCAAAUCCUACAGGUUGGAGCCGGACUGCUCGCCGACCAGCGUUCCACUUAGAGACAGCAGGUGCCGGCUCGCGUUGCCAGCGCUUCCCGGCGAAGUGUACGACACGGAGUGGGAUGCGAUCAUGAUCGACGCGCCGCGGGGAUUCUUCGCGGCGGCGCCGGGGAGGAUGGGAGCGAUUUUCACGGCGGCGGCAAUGGCGAGAGGGAGGACGCGCCGAGGGGUGACGCACGUGUUCCUCCACGACGUCAAUCGGAGGGUUGAGAGGGUUUAUGCGGAGGAGUUCUUGUGCAGGAAGUACUUGGUGAAGGCGGUGGGGAGGCUCUGGCAUUUUGAGAUUCCGGCCUCCAACGGCAGCGAUGUCGACGGCGGGACGACUGCGUUCUGCUGAAAGUGGCUGGAAAUUUCUCCUUUCCCGUUAGGGAUAUGGGUGCAAUUUUUUAAAAUUUGUUUUUAAUAAAUUUUUUGGCAUAUAAUUUACAACUUUUUUUUUUUUUUUUUUUUUUUAAAGAGGACCAUAUAGGCCAUAGCAUUGUUUAUAUUGCAAUAUAUUAAAAUGAAUUAUCUUUAAAAAA